Molecule: messenger RNA, 1917 nt
Organism: Fukomys damarensis (Damara mole-rat)
Lineage: Eukaryota; Metazoa; Chordata; Mammalia; Rodentia; Bathyergidae
Gene: Hsd17b12
Product: hydroxysteroid 17-beta dehydrogenase 12
Exons: 11
Coding region: 133-1071 (312 amino acids)
Cellular component (GO): endoplasmic reticulum
Molecular function (GO): oxidoreductase activity
Source: RefSeq, a predicted model, not a curated record
CAAAGUACUCCAGGCACGGAGUCUGUGAGUGUCAUCCUUCCCGUCACCGUUCGGCGCCUCCUCCUGGCUUCAUUCAUUUAUUCUUUUUUUUUUUUUUUCAUUUACGGAGCUAGUGAGGCCUAGUCGGAAGCCAUGGAGAGCGCGCUCCCAGCAGCAGGCUUCCUGUACUGGGUGGGCGCGGGCACCGUGGCUUACCUGGCCCUGCGCGUCUCGUACUUUCUCUUCACGGCCUUCCGGCUGUGGGGUGUGGGUAACGAGGCGGGGGUCGGCCCGAGGCUCGGUGAAUGGGCAGUUGUCACAGGUAGUACUGAUGGAAUUGGAAAAUCAUAUGCGGAACAGUUAGCAAAGCGUGGGAUGAAGGUUGUUCUGGUCAGCAGAUCACAGGAUAAACUGAAUCAGGUCUCCAGUGAGAUAAGAGAAAAAUUCAAAGUGGAGACGAGGACCAUUGCUGUUGACUUUACAUCAGAAGAUAUUUAUGAUAAAAUUAAGACGGGCCUGGCAGGUCUCGAAAUCGGUGUUUUAGUGAACAACGUGGGAAUGUCCCAUGAAUAUCCCGAAUACUUUUUGGACAUUCCUGAUUUGGACAAUAUGAUCAAGAGACUGCUAAAUGUUAAUGUUCUUUCUGUUUGUAAGAUGACGAGAUUGGUGCUGCCUGGCAUGGUGGAAAGGUCUAAAGGAGUGAUUCUGAACAUCUCCUCUGCCAGUGGCCUGGCCCCCGUUCCACUCCUGACCAUCUAUUCUGCAAGCAAGGCUUUUGUAGAUUUUUUCUCUCGGUGCCUCCAUGAGGAGUAUAGGAGCAAGGGCAUCUUUGUGCAGAGUGUCCUGCCAUACUACGUUGCUACGAAAUUGUCUAAAAUCCGAAAGCCAACUCUGGAUAAGCCCUCUCCAGACACAUUUGUGAAGUCUGCACUUAAUACAGUAGGCCUGACGUCUCGCACCUGUGGAUACCUAGUCCAUUCUCUUGUGGCCUCAUUCACCUCAGUCUUGCCUUCUUGGAUUUACCUUAAAAUAGCCAUGAAUUUGAACAAGGCUGUGCGAGCUAAGUUUUUGAAGAAAAGCAAAAAGAAUUAAGCAUCCAUACCUGCACAAGUAACUUGGCCAGAUGCUCCUGCCCUGCAAGGUGCCCCACCAGUCCCCAAAACAUGGUUGUCAUGUCAACAGUGAACAGAUGUAGUUCAGCACCCUCAUCACUGGGGAGAAAACAAAAGCUGCUCUGAGGAGUUCCUGACAUAAUCUGAUACCACCCAGAAAAAACUUGAAGAGUAACAGUAACGCUCAUAUCAACUAACACUAAUGCAAUCAAGAACUAAUAUUACCAAGAACAACUUCAAGGAGAGAAACACAGUUAGAACAAAUCGCAGAAUGACAAGAGACGGGCAUAAAAUUCAACAGUUUUCAUCUGGUCCAGGAUGCUAGUGAUCAUUAUAUUUGCAUUUUGUCAGAAAUAUAUUAGAAAAUGUAAUGGCUAGGCACUCUUUUUUUUUUUAACACUUUGAUGGGAUGGGGAUUCAUUGAUUCACUUAUGGGCAGACACACUGCAAUUUACGUAGGUCAUAAGAUUUUCUAAAUACAUGAUCAGUUUGUACAUUUAUAUGGAGCUCUUCUUUUUCAAAAGUAGCUGAUGACAUGAAAACAUGUGAAAGAAAAGUUACUUCUCACCAAAAUGUAUGCUUUCUUGUAACAUGCAUUAUUUCUCUUUGAUUUAAAUGUGUAGUACGAUUGAAUUACAAAGGUAAAUGGGCCAAAUGUACAUUGAAAAUGGCAGCUUCCUUUGGUGCCGCUGAAACCCUGAACCAGGAGACGACCAGGAGCUUCUUCAUUUCUGCUUCGCUAAUGCUGCUCACGAAUAUAACAUAGACUGCUUCUGUAAUAGUAGGAGUAUUAGGAUUGGUUCUAAUAAAAAGGAUGUGACAAUGG